UUUUAUGAAGAACUACAAGAACCCGUGUUAUAGAGUUAACGAUAAAGUGCAGUGUUUGCCUUAUUUCUAUUUGAUUGGUGUCCCAAAAGCUGGUACCUCUGAUCUCUUCGCUAGAAUAUGCCACCACCAAGAUGUGAUGCCACCUCUUAAAAAGGAAACACAGUUUUGGCCAAGGACGAGAUUUAAAGGUACAUCGUAUGAUUUGUAUCUUCAAUAUUUCCAUGAAGCAUCACAGAAAAUCGACAGUUUAACAAAUAUAACUGAAAACGGAAUGAUUUAUCAUUAUGCAAUAACAGGUACCGCGACGCCAUCUGAUUUUUGGGAUAAUGACCUUUGGCAUUACGAUAUGUAUAAUACGCAUCUCGACGAACCAGCUAUCAUAACGCCUCACCAUCUUUACCAUAUCAACCCAAAAUCCAAGUUUAUUAUUAUCUUCAGAAAUCCAGCCGAAAGGUUGUAUUCUGAUUACUGCUACAGACGACAUACACGACCUACAGCAACAUCACAGCGUUUUCAUGGAAACGUUACCAGAGCUAUAAAAAUGUACACUGACUGCUUUUCUAAGUAUUCAAUUAGGAAAUGUGUGUAUGACCGGAAUCUAGCAAGAGAUGCCGUGGUAUGGAUACGACUAGGAUUAUAUAAUAUUUAUAUGAUGCAUUGGUUAAAAGUGUUUCCAAGGCAACAAUUUCUGCUAUUAGACUACGAUGAAUACAGAAAAGACAGAAAAAGAUCAUUAGGUCGUGUUUACAAAUUUCUUGAACUUAGAACACCAAAUCGAAAACAAUGGGAACAAAUUCUUCAGGGUGUCGCUAAAAAUACAAAUUUUCGUAGAAAAAAGAAAGCUGGACCCAUGCUUGAAGAAACAAGGCAGUUAUUAAAUAAUUUUUAUAGAAAUUCCAGCACAGAGAUAGCCAAAUAUUUUGGUGAAGACAGACCCAAGUGGAGUAAAAUUUGA
This is a messenger RNA of Patella vulgata (common limpet), 955 nucleotides long. RefSeq names its product carbohydrate sulfotransferase 15. Bases 5 to 955 code for a protein of 316 amino acids. Gene Ontology annotation, biological process: hexose biosynthetic process. The record is from RefSeq and is a predicted model, not a curated record. The transcript is spliced from 6 exons. NCBI's taxonomy places the organism in Eukaryota, Metazoa, Mollusca, Gastropoda, Patellidae. Gene Ontology annotation, molecular function: N-acetylgalactosamine 4-sulfate 6-O-sulfotransferase activity.